Botrytis deweyae is the source of this 804-nucleotide messenger RNA. RefSeq lists its product as uncharacterized. Gene Ontology annotation, molecular function: S-adenosylmethionine-dependent methyltransferase activity. Bases 1 to 804 code for a protein of 267 amino acids. The record is from RefSeq and is a predicted model, not a curated record. Lineage: Eukaryota; Fungi; Ascomycota; Leotiomycetes; Helotiales; Sclerotiniaceae. The transcript has a single exon.
AUGAGCGACACCUCCGAGUUAGCAAAAGGCUACACCCUCGUCAACGAUACCCAAUACAAAGCCGGACAGUAUCUCCUCGAAAAACUCGCUCUCACCCAUACCCCCAACAUCCAAAUCCUCGACAUCGGCUGCGGGCCCGGCAAUCUCACCGCGUACAUUUCCUCACUUUUCCCAGACGGAAAAGUAAUCGGUAUCGAUCCCAGUUCUUCUCGUAUCGCGCUCGCUCUCUCGAGUUAUGGAGAUCAUGCCAAUCUUGAAUUUUAUGAAGGCAUCGCGGAGGAUCUUGCACGAUUUGGGGAUGAGAGGUUUGAUGUGGUGUUUAUGAAUAGUACGUUUCAUUGGGUUGGGGAUCAGGAGGGGGCGUUGAGGGAAUGUUUCAGGGUGAUGAAAAAAGGAGGAAAGCUUGGGAUUUCGGGGGGAUCGGGGGAUUUCGAGGCGCUGCAUGAGAGGAUUAAGAGGGAGGUUUUGGGGAGAGAACCGUAUGGGGGGUUUGUGGAGAAGGAGAGUGGACCGAGAUUUUUGGGAAAGAGGGAGAUGGGGGAGAUGCUAGGGAAGGCGGGGUUUGAGAGCUGGGAAAUAGGGACGAAUAGGAUUGUGAAGGUGGCGAGGGAUGGGGUGGAGAUGGUGAGGUGGUUGGAUGUUAGUUCGUCGGGGAAGACUUAUGGGGGGAUUCCGGAGAGGUUGAGGGAGAGUGCGAGGAGGGAGAUGGUGAGGGAGUGGGAGGGGUAUAGGGGAGAGGAGGGGAUUAGGAUGGAGAUUGAGUUGUUGGUUACGGUUGCUAUUAAGGGGGGAGUUGGGAACUGA